Molecule: messenger RNA, 2214 nt
Organism: Exophiala bonariae
Lineage: Eukaryota; Fungi; Ascomycota; Eurotiomycetes; Chaetothyriales; Herpotrichiellaceae
Exons: 3
Coding region: 1-2214 (737 amino acids)
Biological process (GO): DNA-templated transcription; positive regulation of transcription by RNA polymerase II
Molecular function (GO): zinc ion binding; DNA-binding transcription factor activity, RNA polymerase II-specific; sequence-specific DNA binding
Source: RefSeq, a predicted model, not a curated record
AUGGCGGAGAAAAGGAUGACUUCUCAAAGCGUCCUGCCAAGAUACCUCGGAUCAGACUUGCCUGCCUCAGAUGCCAAACCAGGAAGAUCAAGGCAAGUCGCCCCCAUUUAUUCACCCACCACAACUCGGACCUAUGGCAGCUUCUUGGAUCUUACCUAUCUCAUGUUGGAGUUCUCUUCAUCCACCGACUAUCUCGUUGUUGAAGCCGCCACUCUGCAUGACCGUAUCCGCUAUCUCGAGGACUUUAUCCAAGACCAGUGUCCUGGCAUGACUCUGCAAGGUCUAUCUGGUCUUCAAAGCGCUACAGCCCUGAGGCGACCAAGGAACGACAGUGGGCACCAUCCUGAACGAGCCAAGCUCCCAAGAACAGGAGUGUCCAAUGCAAUCUCGAACCCCAUCAUAGACAAUGAUCAUGAAUGUCUUCUAAGUCCGGACAUGAACAGGACCUCGCCAGCAGCAGCGAUUGAACCUAGAACGGCUGACGACCUUGCCCCCGGCACGACACACAAUGCAGAACGCGAAAUUGCACACGAAAUAGGACUGAUACCCCUUUCUGCCGGAGUCAGCAAGUAUGUCGGCCCUUCGAGCGGGUUCUCCGUUGCCAGACUGGUAUUUGCUCAAGCAGAAAAGGCUAGUCCGGGUAUUAUUCAAGGCAUCGAUAGUCACGGAGCACGGAAGUCAACGACGCCGCGGUUCAAGUUCGUUGUUGAUGCUACCGACCUCCCGAAAUCACUUGAUCAGACUUUAAAUUUGUCAAGGACAUACUUUGAGCAUGUGCACAAUCUAUACCCAUUCCUUCAUGAGCCCAGUCACUAUCAGCUCAUCAAAGACAUAUACCGUGAUAUCGACCACAGCUCGCCAGUCGAUAAGUUUCAGGUGACAAUGGUCCUGGCAAUAUCAUCCAUUAUCUUGUGCAAAAGAGCCCCAAUCACAUACACAGGGGAAGGUCUGAGCAAGACGGCCAUGAGAUACGUCGAUCAGAUCGACUUUCAAAGUUCAGUCAAAGGUGUUCAGUGCCUCCUUUUGAUCGCAAUAUUCACGUUGUAUAGUCCAUUCCUUGGUAUUAACCCAUGGUAUCUGAACUAUCAGUCUCUCGCGGUGGUACUUGACCUUGGAUUGCAGCGGGACGUAUCGGUCAGCGAAUCAAUUAGCCCUUUUGAAAAAGAGAUGCGAAGCCGGGUAUUCUGGGUGAUAUAUACUAUCGAUAGGACCCUUGCUACCGCCUUGGGAAGGCCGAUUGGUCUUCGCGAUGAGGCUUGUGAUUUGAGGCUCCCUGAUGGAACCGCGGAUGAUGAUUUCAGCUCCAGCUCCGAAUCAUUACAAAUAUCAAGAAAUUAUCCUGCGAGUUCAUCACCCGCGACUUGCUCGAUAGUCAUAUUUCGCUUGGCUCAACUGAGCUCUGAAAUCAAAUACAUUUUACACAGUGUCACUACCAACGUCCCCAGAUACACCUACCCACGAAUUCCCGAUAUCUCGCUUUGGCAAUCCGACCUCGAAGAACGACUGCACUCAUUGUACUCUGAGAUUUCCCAAUUUUCCCCAAGGUGGGGGCACUUGACCAAGGUCUGCGAAAUCAAGUACCACGAGGUGGUUAUGCUACUUUUUUUGCCCACCCCUCGCAUUCGCACUCCGACAAAGCGAGCUCUAAUGGAAUGUUACAAGAGCGCCGAACGUGUCAUCCAACUCUGGCAUGAGCUUUAUGAUUCGGACUGGAUAUCAUAUCCUUGGACUACGAUUCAUUCUCUUUGCCUGAGCUCCAUCACUAUACUGUACUCUAUCUGGAUGGUACCCGAAAUGUCAGUCUCAAUCAAGAUAGAUGACUUUACUAGCACCAUGCGAGCAUCAUCAAACGUACUAAGUGCCGCUGGUGAACACUGGGCUGAAGCACGGCGUAGUCGCAAGAGUCUCGACGGACUGAUCGCCGCUACAAUCCGUUGGCUGUUAGACCUGCGACUGAACAAGCAUUUCGAGAACAAUGGCGGAGUUGAUAUUGCCUCAUCCCAGGUGACCCAACUGCACGGAACCCAUUACCAGGCUCCUGGGAAUGUUGAAGAUCUACCCGAAUUUGAACUUCCCAUACUGGACAGUUACGUCAGCAGCGAGGAUUUUGCACUGUUUGUGGGCGCACCAGAUCCACUUUCCACGAAUUUCUCCCUCUCUAUGGAAGGCCUCUUCAAAGAUUAUCAGCCUUCUUUCGACUUCAACCUUCAGUGA